UAAAAAAUAGCGCCCAGAAGCUGGUAGUGGGACGGCGACGCUUCUUGAAUGGACCUACACUGCUGAGAUUGGAGCAGCCUCAUCAACGUGCGCUCACCCAGUCCGCACCACGCCUCUCUCCUGGAACAUCGUGUCCUUUGUGCAGGCACAAUGACGGCCAAGCAUCGCAAGGGAAAAAGCAACCACAAACACGAAGAGGACCAUGGAAAAAGUGAAAUUCCGGAAUCCGAAAUUCGAACCGGAGGGAAUAGCUACACACUUGUUUUGUUUGCGUGUCUCGUCGUUGUAGUCGGCGUUGCAACGGGAGCAUGGUUCUAUUACCAGCAGCACCAAACUUUGACGCACUUGACAGACACCAUAACGGGCAUGCAAAUGAAAGUGGCGAAGCUCCAGGCGUCCCAGGAGACCAUGCGACAGACUAGUGAUAAGGUGCGUGUUUCAGAUGAUGUAGAAGGUCGCAUUAAUGCUCUGGAAGAGUCGUACGCGUUGGCUCAGAAACAAGUGGACAAGGCCUUGGCUACCGCAGAGCAGCUGAAAACGUCGGAUCUCCCUGCUCAGGUGCUAUCGCUCCACACGGAGAUGAAAUCCCGCCUGGCAGAGAUCCAGCGGACCACUGUCUCUGUGGAGCAAAUGAGCCAGCUGCAGGCGAGGCUUCAGAAACCUGAGGAAUUGGACCAGAUUGGGCUUCAGGUAGAGGGCCUCGCUACGUCGAGCGCCGACUUAUCUAAGCAAGUCCAAGCCGUGAUGGGGCGCCUGGAAGAAGCAGAAGCCAUUUUGGAUGAUGUUGCCACUCUGACGGAUAACCUGAAGCAGGAGACUGCACGGCUGUCGGGACUGGAGGUGCAGCUGAAGUCCUACCAGACGGAGAUGGCGACUAUCAGAGAGCUGCUGUUGAAUGAGCACGCCGAGCAGCUCGACGUGGAGGAACUGAUCAGUGCACUUCGAAUGAGUAUUCAGAAGCAGAACUCAGCCAGCCACAGCCGUCACGCAGAACUCAAGGCUCAGCUGGACAACCUACAAUGGCAGGUUAAUCAGAUGGUAGGACAUGCUGAAACUGUGCCACACCAUGUGGAACAAGCUGAGGGAACUCCAGCUCCUGUUAUUGAGGAAGAAGAUGCAGUUUCAGAGGCGGAAGCAGCAGAGUCUGACUCUGAUGAGCCGGUAAAGGAAGAUGACGAGGCUGAUACUGAGCAGAUGGAACAAUCCCUUACCUCUCCGGAAACUCUGACAGAAAAGGAGGAGCCAAGUUUGGAGGGGACUCUGAAUGAUGAAGAUGAGUUACUGCUUGACGACGGUGAUGCCAAACUGGAAGUUGAUGAUUAUGAUCAGAAUGAUGAUAGCAUCGUCGAUGCUGAACAAGAUGAAUCGGACGAAGAGGAAUUGGGCAAUGAAGUUGAAGUGUAGGAUGAAUGCAUCAGAAGGCAAGGUUUGUGAGGCAGAAGGAGAAGCGGCAUACAUCAAGUGCUCUCUCCAGUUGAUGAAUUCAGACCAGAAGGCGUAUUACAAGAUUUCACGUUUACCUGUCAAUAACCUCACAAGCCUUCAAAGCCUUAUUGUCUAAACACUUGGUCUUUUAGCUGAGUAUGUUUCACCUCCUUCAAAAUCUAGGUUGUGCACUACACAACAAAAUAGAUUUCCUUAAAAUUACUGUAAAUAAUUGUUAACUCUAAGCCGUAGAGUUUCCUUGUUUCCAUGUAGGCUUUAUGAGUAUGUGAGGGGAAAAAUAACGAAGGAAGAAGAAUAGCCAGCCGUAGAGGUUGGAAAUUAAAUGAAAUAAUGGCUUCAAUGAUUAAAUUUAUGUAGGAAGUAUUUAAAAUUGUUAAGAGGAUGUUUGCAAUAUUUGCAGAAUGACAAAACUGCCACCAAUUUACAGUACGGUUGUGAUUAAUUACCUUUUUUUUUUUAUGAAAACAAACAAAAAAAGUAUAUUUUUGUGCACUAACCUAACAAAUUAAGCUGGCGACAAUGGGCUUCUCAGGGAACGUGUUCUCUGUGUGUGGCUUAUGUACUGUAAUUAAUAUGCAAAUGUGAUUUAUAUUGAUCUGCAAACCAACUGAAAGGUUACGGUUGUAUUUAGCUACUGUAAUUUUGAGCUUCUGUGAUCAAGAAAUUUGCAAACAAAUUGCAGUAAUUGUAUUGAGGAAAUUGAAAAAAAAACAUUGGAAGCACAAUUAAUUGAUGUGAGCUUUAGCAAUAUUCAGCUUUGGCAUGAGCAGUCCUAAUGUAACACACACAAAGAAAAUUGCUGAAGGCAACAACUGGAGCUCAAACAAUUUGACAAAAACUAUGCAAUGCAGGACAAGCUGUGAUUUUUUGGGGGGGGUUAAAUAUUCUGAGACAAUGUUGUGUAUUCAUGUUUCAUAGACGGGGUGUGCUAUAAUUCCUUUUAAGCAUUGCUGUACAUUUUACCAAGGAUUCAACUGAACUAAGAUGAACUUCAAUUUCAAAUGCUCUUUAAAAUAAACUCAAAUGUUCAGUUUUGUAAAGUGA
Syngnathus acus (greater pipefish) is the source of this 2490-nucleotide messenger RNA. RefSeq lists its product as uncharacterized. The record is from RefSeq and is a predicted model, not a curated record. Lineage: Eukaryota; Metazoa; Chordata; Actinopteri; Syngnathiformes; Syngnathidae. The transcript has 4 exons. Bases 151 to 1404 code for a protein of 417 amino acids.